AUAGAAGGACAAAAUAAUCAUUUCACAAACCCCGAUGAAUCUUCCUCCCACUCCUGUCACUACGGUAGUACCCACUCAUCAAAUUCCCCCUUUUAUCUUCUCAUAUAUAUAAUACUCUUUCUAUAUCCUCUCUCUCUCUAAUCCUACGCACUCCUCAACUAACCAUACGCAUCAGACAAACAUAAAAAUACUUAAAAAGACUAAAAUUUUACUAAUUGGAGUUGCUAUCGUGCGCCAUUCGUGCUUUAUCUUCGUCGGAAAUGGGCGGUGCAGGCGGAAACGGGAACGGAGGAGGAGGAGGAGGGAUACAGCCGUCGGGUGCGGCGGAGGCGCUGUACUCGGCGGCGAGGAUUUCGGUAUGGUGGGAUAUAGAAAAUUGUCAAGUACCUAGAGGAUCUGAUCCUCAUGCGAUAGCGCAGAAUAUAAGUUCUGCGCUUGUGAAUAUGAAUUACUGUGGACCUGUUUCGAUUUCCGCUUACGGUGAUACGACUAAGAUCUCUGCUUCUGUUCAACAGGCGCUUAAUAGUACUGGAAUUGGACUUAAUCAUGUUCCUGCAGGUGUGAAAGAUGCUAGUGAUAAGAAGAUUCUCGUGGACAUGUUAUUCUGGGCAGUCGACAAUCCUGCUCCUGCUAAUUAUUUGUUGAUUUCGGGAGAUCGUGAUUUUUCAAAUGCUCUUCAUCAAUUGCGCAUGCGCAGAUAUAAUAUUCUUCUAGCACAACCUCAAAAAGCAUCUGUUCCUCUUGUUGCUGCUGCGAAGACUGUAUGGCUCUGGACAAGCCUUUCAGCUGGAGGUCCGCCUCUCACAAAUAGUGAAUCAAGUCAACUUGUAAAUAGCAGCUAUGGUUCUGUACCUACUUUGGACUCAUUAUCUACGUCAUCUAGUGACUCCAGUUUGAUAGGCCAGCUUGUUGAUACUUACCAUGAAAGCCCGCAAAUGAAGUUUAACAAUUUGGGAAGGGGUACAGAAAUUAAACAGAAGGGCAAACCAGUUCGUAGAAAUGUGACUCAAUCCAGUAUAUCACGAAGUUCAUCCGGCACACAAGAAAAUCAUUGUGCAGCAAACUUUCAUCAACCAGGGUAUGGAUAUCCUAAGCAGUUCAGUGAUUCAGUGGAGUUGCCUGCAGCUCAUAAUUCAAGAAUUCCUUUCUGUGGGCCUGUACCUGGUAAUCCGGAGCCUUCUUGGGGGAAUGGAAACAACUCACAGAACAAUCAUCAAAACAAUUAUCCUCCAGUAAGGCCAAACAACCUCACGGUAUCACCGGUUGUCCCACCUGGUAAUUUCUUGCCACCUAAUUCGCAUUUGCAUCAUUCGCAUUCAAUGCCUCCUAGGUCUGAUGCACCAGGCUUCACCUCAGGCCCUCAAAUAUCUAUGCCUGAUGUGGGUAAGCUAAAAAUCAGUGAAAGCUCCAAUAAUGGUCAUAAUCGUUCUUUUUCUCAACCGUGGAAUGGAGAAUCGAGACAACCUCCUAACAAUGAGAAUUCUUAUACAAAUAUAAAUGGGCCUCAUAAAGGACACAAUUUGCAGAAGAAGACACCAUUUUACGUUGAAAAAGAGGUAAACAGGUAUCCACAUCCCAGCCCUGAGAUUCCACCACCGUCUUCUAUAACAAAUAGCAGUAAUGGACCUCUCAAUGGUGUGUGGGGAGCUCCAGGAUGCCCAAAACCUUCUGACUAUGUUCAAGGCCUUAUUGGAGUCGUUUUACUUGCAUUGAACACCCUAAAAAAUGAGAAGAUUAUGCCUACUGAGCCAAACAUCGCUGAUUGCAUCAAAUACGGAGAUCCAAAACACCGCAAUACAGAUGUUAAGAAGGCUCUCGCAAGUGCAGUAGAACAACAGCUUGUAGUUACGCGGAAUUUAGGUGCUUUGCAAUUAUAUGUUGGUAAAAAUGAGAACCUAUGGAGGUGCGUGAACCCCAUCGGUGGUAAUCUGAAGCAGUAUCCCAAAGAAGCAUGGGAUGACCUCCAGAAAUUUCUAUCAUCUUCUGCUGGACGAGCUGCCAUAAGCGCUACACAGUGCAGGUUUGAAGCAGCUACACUUAUUAAGAAAUUGUGCCUAAAGGAGCUUGCUUUAGGCGAAAUACUUCAGAUCUUGCACAUGGUUAUUAACAUGAAGAAAUGGCUUGUACUACAUCAAUCCGGAUGGCAACCAAUUAAGAUUACUCUUGCAGAGAUUGUCCCCGAUUCAGGGGUGGUUGCUGCAACAUAAGAUCUGCAAGAUCUGGUUAUGGCUGGGGAGAGAUGGCUUAUAUAGGUACUUCUUAUCAGUUCCUUGAUGCACUUAUUGACUGAACUGAUAAUUGGUCAAUCUUGCCCAUUUCUCCUCUUAAAGUGUUGUUAAGUAGCUGUAUUUAUGGUUAAUUAAGUUGUUCUGGAGUAGAUAUUAGUAUGGCUGUUUGAUCUUUUCCCUGGGAAAUCACAAAGCACUGUUAUGAGAACUUAUGUUGGAUGUUUUAAGAAAACCUUCUGAGACGUUGAUUUUUGCUGGAAUUUUAGAAUUCCUUAGACGAGAGAUCGCUAUCACAUAGGUGGUUGGUGCUUCGAAUUUUGGGGUAUUACUUCAUUGCCUGGUUAUGGACUAUUGAUUAAAGGGAUCAACAAAUGUGGAAUGUCGCGAACAGUGAUUCUGGAGCCCUGAGUAGCGUAUGUGAGAAUAUCCUAGUUGAUUUUGUAUCAAGCGUGUACAUUUUGAAUCUAGGCAUCUCAGAGCAGGUAGAAGGUAUAAAAUUCGUUGAACAAAGGAUAUGCUUGUUUGGUUCAUAUGCAUGGCAUAAGGACUGGAGUUAAAAAAAACUCUGAAGCUGUUGUGGAGGCUUGGAGCUGAUUUAUUGUUAAGUAGUUUUCGAAGGUGUAUCGGUGCACUAUGAAGAUAUUCAGAUUUUGCUGGCUGGGCAGAGAAUUGAAUGCCCAAGACCCUCAUGUUUCAACAAACAAGACUAAGCAAAUAAAACUAUGUGGCAGAUUAUGGUAUUAUGCAUGAAUCCGAGUUUGUGCGAAGACUGAUAAAUCCUUCAACUAUAUCAUAUUUCACUUGGUAUGCAUAAAUCAGAGUUUGUGAGAAGACUGAUAAAUCCUUCAACCAUAUCACAUUUCAUCACUUGAAAUUAUGGAAGAAGUUAGAGACGAUUGACUACAUUCCAAGUAACUUCGACGCAUUUUCAUUGAAUGUAUGAUAAUCUCGUGAUGGCUUAUUCAAGUUUUUACAGGUUGACUGCAUACAAAGACGAUUGUAUGGUAGCAUCUCACCCCAUGCUUUAGACUUUCCCCUGCUGUUUUAAACUAUUGUAGAUAUAUGUUGUAAUGCUGGAACUUGGAUGGAGUUCAUUUUCAGCAGUAACUUUUAAAAUAAAACUUUCCUUGGUUUA
Capsicum annuum is the source of this 3363-nucleotide messenger RNA. RefSeq lists its product as uncharacterized. The transcript has 3 exons. Gene Ontology annotation, molecular function: RNA nuclease activity. NCBI's taxonomy places the organism in Eukaryota, Viridiplantae, Streptophyta, Magnoliopsida, Solanales, Solanaceae. Gene Ontology annotation, cellular component: peroxisome. Gene Ontology annotation, biological process: regulation of gene expression. Bases 261 to 2207 code for a protein of 648 amino acids. The record is from RefSeq and is a predicted model, not a curated record.